Tachysurus vachellii is the source of this 1625-nucleotide messenger RNA. RefSeq names its product vacuolar ATPase assembly factor VMA21 (gene vma21). Gene Ontology annotation, cellular component: endoplasmic reticulum membrane. Lineage: Eukaryota; Metazoa; Chordata; Actinopteri; Siluriformes; Bagridae. Gene Ontology annotation, biological process: vacuolar proton-transporting V-type ATPase complex assembly. The coding region runs from base 115 to 429 and encodes 104 amino acids. The transcript has 3 exons. The record is from RefSeq and is a predicted model, not a curated record.
AGACACGUGAUCGCACCCGGAAGUAAAUCAUCUCACGUUUCAAUAGCAUGUACAGCGCAGUGUUUGUUUACGCAUUUAAUUCAUUACGCAUUUAAGUUGUUUUGCAGAGAGAAGAUGCAGAACUCCGACGUGGCGUCUCUGGGGUCGAGGUCCGGGCCAGUGUCAGACAGCAGAGGGAAUGAUGGAUCAUUAAUUGCAGUACUGAAGACUUUGCUGUUUUUCACCAUACUGAUGGUCACUCUGCCCAUCGGACUCUACUUCGCUUCCAAAAAAUAUUUGUUUGAAGGAUCUCUGGGUUACUCCAGCAACGACAGCUACUUCUACGGCGCCAUCUUGGCCGUGAUCGCCGUGCACGUGGUCCUGGCGCUGUUUGUUUACGUGGCCUGGAACGAGGGAUCACGGCAGUCGAGGGAAGGAAAACAGGACUGAGGGAGAGGAAGGAGGAUUAGGAGAGGUGGAGGGAUAACGAGAGAGAAACCAGACUUUUGAUUCUGUUAAAAAAAAAAAAAAAAAAAAAUGAGUAGAGAGAGACGAGAUGUUCACACAGAAACCUGUGGGGGUCAAAGGUCAGGGUGAAGCCCAACGAGUGUGUAGUGUUUUGUUGAUGGUUUAAAGGUUCCUCUGGGGAAGUGUUUCUGUGUGAAACUGAACAUGAAAGCAAUUCCUUCUCGUAAAGAAUUCAACGCAGAGCCGCUUUCACUGGCUAAGAGCCCGUAUUUAUCCGCAGAACCCUUCUUAUAGGUUCUAGAUGUCAGAUAGAGCUACAGUAAGAACCCAGUCUGUCGUGCGUAGAACCUCGGAGCUUUCCUCAGAGGAACAAGACGAGCCUCCUGUAACGCUGCGAAACUGAGAGAAGAAACCCGUAGAGUGUGAACGAUGUCAUUCUGCUGUUUCACUUACGUCUUCUGUUUUAUACACAACAUCAAACUCGUUAACGUCCCUCGGAUCAGGAAAGCGCUAGAAUGUGGUUUAGAGUGAAGCUGCUUUCUGUAACAUCUGUAGACACAGACACACACACACACACACACACACACACACACGUUAUCUCCUGUAGUGCUUAUGAACAAACCUGAGCAUCAUCAUCUCCGAGUUCAUUAAAAUCUGUGCUUCAGGUGUCGAGUUUCACCUUUUUCUCCUUCUUCAGUGAGUUCAGCGCUGUACUGUGAUUGUUUUUUUUUUAUGCUAAUAACUGAUCUGUAUAUGAUGCUUACAGAGAUCCUGAAGGAACCUUUAGAAGAAAAAAAAAUACAUUUCAUACAGGAAAAAAAGAAUUCUCAUGCACACGAUACACACAAUACGUACAUCCUGUCUGUUUCUUUCAGAAUUGUUUUGUUCUUCAAGUAUACGGUGAAUAAAUGAAAGAGACCGUAUGUUUUGUAUGUGUGUGUGUUCACAUUUCACCCUGUAGCGUUACUUCUAGGGAAAAAAUGACAUUAAAACUGAAAACCGUCUCCUUCACACACGCACACACACACACACACACGUUUUUCACAGUAAUGUUUGAAAACAUUGUGUUUCAUUUUUGUUCUGAAUGUUCUUUCAGGGCCUCUGUAGAUCUCAGAUAUUAUUUUUAAUGGCUUUGUGUGUAAUUUAAUUAAAAUUAAAGCUGUAUGUUGGUUUCAGAA